Ceraceosorus bombacis is the source of this 3294-nucleotide messenger RNA. The record is from the annotation of a GenBank genome assembly. NCBI's taxonomy places the organism in Eukaryota, Fungi, Basidiomycota, Exobasidiomycetes, Ceraceosorales, Ceraceosoraceae.
AUGCAGGUGGAUCGACGCGGAUCUGCAGGAGCAGGCUCGGGCUCGGAGGAGGAGGAGGAGGAGACGCGAAUGAUGGACGGAGUAGAGUUGGAUCAGUUGCAGAAUGGUGAGUGUGCGCUGCCUGGAGUGGGGCGCUGGCGUGCUGAGCUGCCACAUUGAGCCCUCAAAAAGAGCGGCAAGGGGCUGUUGGGGCACUGUGAAGGGCUCAGGCGGAGAGGCGAGGCUUGGAUGUAGGGUCAUGUUUAGGGAGAAGGAGAGGCAAAGAUGAACGUCGAUCUCGGCGUACUUGCCCAAAGAGAGAGGAGGUGCAAGAAUACGCAGACUCCUGGUACUGCUAUACUCAGCCUUCGAUCGAUAAGCCGAAGCUGUCUCGUCCUGAACAGCCUUGAGUGGACAGGAUGAUCUCCUCGGCAAUGCCGAUGCACGGCAAGGUGGAUGUAUGCGCCUGUUCUGGUGCCGAUACCCCUCCUUCGCCCUUGCUCGACUUCUCUCUAUGCCUCUUGUCCCGCUCUAACAUCUCGAUUCAGCUGCUCACUCUUCGCUCUGCUCUCCUCUCAGUGAAUGCGCAAGCCUCAACCUCGGCACACGUGUCCAUAGCCGACGCCACGCUCACUCGAGCCCUGGACGAGCGCCUACAAUCUCACUCGCUCGUCGUGCCGACCGACGACCUGCGCGUUCAACAGCGUCUUCGAGAGCUGAAGGAGCCCAUCUGGACAUUUGGAGAGCGCAAGGAUGAUAGGCGCGUCAGGCUGAGGGAAUGCCUUUUGAGGGAAAAGAUUAGGAGAAAAGAGGCGGGAGAGGAGGAACAGGAGGAGGAGGUAAGGAGCGAGAGCGAGAGCGAGGAUGAGGUGAGUCGAGCGCUACGACGUUGUGCUCUGCGAGGAGGGUAGAGAUGUUGCAAAGCGGAGACAAGGCAAGCAGCGCGAAAGAAGAUGGCAGUCCGACGUCGUGGUGCACAGCGUGGGUGGCAUAGAAUGUGCACACUGACGCUCCCGCUGCUGCUCCACUGAUCCUUCACCCACCUCUGGCUGCUCGCCUCCGACACGCCUUUGCUAUCCAACUCAUGCCACUUGCGCUUUGCAAAUCUUCAGCAAGAGGAGGAGUUCUUUACAGAAGGUACAGAGGAGCUCUUGAGCGCUCGGAGAAGGUUGGCGGGAUGGUCCUUGAUCUCGUGAGUCGCGCGUCCUUGGUUCAAACCAGUCUGUAUGCGAAGACAGAGUCUCCCACAAACGCAGCCUGGCUUGUUCGAGGACGACUGACUGAUUCUUCACGCUUUACGCUACCGCCUUCCGCUUUUCUCAUCUGCCUCCUCGGCUUCGCCGCUUGAAUGCUGCUUCAACAUCUCAGUGCCCGGACACGACACGCGCACGAGCUAGCUCAGAGCAAGAUUUCCCUGCAAAAGAUUGUAGCGAGGAGGAGGGAGAUCUAUGAUCCUUUGAAAGUGAGUAUGCUGGACAGGAGGGCAGGAGCGGCCGGUCGGAUGGCUGGUCACGUUUGGCCGCAGUGCAACAAAGCUUCUGUUGUGCAGAGGUAGGAAUGCAAAAGGACGCGAAGGCCAGAGGAGAUUUGCAGAUGGUCUGAAUGACGAGCGCAAAGGGCGCAGCGCGGACACCUGAGGCAAGAAGAGUAACGAGAGGAGGUGCGCAAUGACGCAUGCGGGUCCAAAGCAGCAAAAGGAAUAGGCUUCUCUAUCGCGCGCUGCCAUUUGAAACCGCGGAAUCAAUCUCUUUCUGAGCCACAAUGCUGAUGCGCACUUUGCUCGCUUUUGCUCGCCUUUGCUCGCCUUUCAAAUCAUAGCGCUAUCAGAAUCUCGGAUCCCAGCUGGGCGAUACGCGACCCAUUUCCAGCGUUCGCUUUUCUCCCGGCAAGACGUUUCAUCACGAGGGAGAAGAGAACAGGGCCAAUGGUCGAUUUUUGGCCACGGCUUCGUGGGGAGGCAGCGUCAAGCUGUGGACAUUGCCGGAUGCCAAGGUCUACGCAGAGCUGGGCGGUGAGUGCUCACUCUUUGCUCCAGUUGGUCUCGUGUCGCACUCACUGAUCAUCCCAUCGACUUGCGCUCUGCAAGGUCACCCCAAUGAGAGAGUCACGGGUCUCGCCUGGCAUCCUCUUGCCGGAUCAGGCUUCUCGAAUCCGCACGAUAGUGUGCAGCUGGCUAGUGCGGCCAGCGAUGGGCUCAUCAAGCUCUGGUCGGUGCCUAGACCGAAGAAGGAAGGCGAAAAGAGGUGCGUAAGGUCUAGCUGGGCAUGACAAAAGGUGUAUGCGUUGCACAGGUUCUGAUCCACUCGCUCGUCCAUCCCGACUCAUUUCCGCUACUUCCCUGCACUUUUGCUCUCGUGUUUAGCUCGACGGCUCCGCUGAGCACGCUCAAGGGCCACGACGCACGAGUAGCCCGCAUCUCCUUUCAUCCGACUGGCUCACACCUCGUAUCGGCGUCUUAUGACGGGACUUGGAGGCUAUGGGACGUGCAGAGUGGGAAAGAGUUGCUGGUACAGGAAGGACACUCGAAGGAGGUCUACUGUGUGGACUGGCACCCGGACGGUGGUCUCGUCGGAAGCGGGUGAGCAAUGUUGAGGUGCAGAUGAGCGAGGCUCGGUAGCUGACGCGCAUCUAUGCCAUGGUCAGCGGGCUGGACGCGCUGGGUCGAUUGUGGGAUGUGAGAUCAGGCAGAUCCGCCAUGGUGUUGGAUGGACAUGCUCGGGAAAUCCUCUCGCUCUCUUUCGCUCCCAACGGCUACCAAGUGGCCACCUCAUCUGGCGACGACACGGUACGUAUAUGGGACUUGCGACAACUACGAUGCAGGAACAUCCUCCCCGUCGGCAAGAGCAGCGUUUCGGAGGUCUGCUGGUACAAGUCCGACUUGGAGCGCAAGUCUCACUUUGGCCGAAUGAGAGAUUUAGCUGGUGCAAAGUCGGCCAGCGUCGAUUUGAACUCGAUGCAGGAAGAGGAUGGAGAGAUGAGAAUGGAUACGAGCGGUAGCUACCUCAUCACUGCUGGCUACGAUGGAUUGGUCAAGCUUUGGUCGGCGGAUGAUUUCCAACUGCUCAGGGUCCUCGACUCGGGCUCGGGCGUACCUGGGACGGCGGACAAGGUGAUGAGCGUCGAUGUGGAUCCUGAGGGCGAAAGCAUCGUCAGCGGACAUUAUGGCAAGACGUUUAAGGUGAGUACCUCGUGAGAAGGGGUCGACGGUGCGGUGCUGCAAUUGGAAAAAUCAUUCGUCUCAGUAAAGCUGAAGCGCUUAUUUGGCCCCUCUCGCCCUACUCUGCCGCUGCCAUUUAGAUCUGGGGAGUUCUUUGA